CUUCAUCCACCAAGUGGGCUGUCAGCUCAAUAUCAUAUCGCAUCACAUCACUACAGUUCAUGAAGAGUACAACACCACCACCAUCAUUGACGUACCAGUCCGGAAUGAGCUCCAGCACAAAGGCAACAGUGAGCUGUGAUCCACUUUCGUAUGAUCCUAUUCAUAGAACAGGUUCCAUGUUCUACAAUAACUGCGCAAUGCCUUGGGGAGCUGUUUAAAAGACCGGUGGUCCUCGAUUGCAUGCUGCCGAGUCCACACUGCACAGUUCCCAGGAGAGAUUAACAUUCCCAAAUGAAUUCCCCACAUGACCUCCUUGCCAUAAGUGCUCACCAGCCAGGGGCACCUACAAGGAUAAAGAUUUCGCUAAAAGAUAACACACACACACACACACACACACACACACACACACACACACACUCUCUCUCACUCAAGUUGCCUGCAUGCUAAGUUAGUGUCUCAGGAGCCAUUUUGGAUUUUUCAUCAGGGACCAAGUUACUCAAACCGGACAGCUUUAAAAAGGAGUUGAAGGAGUGCCCAAUGGAAAGUGAUUUGAGACAGGGUCACUAUGUUAAGUAAGUAAGCAUGGGUGAAGGUGGGGGCGGUAGCGGAAGGGGGGUAGGGUUUGUGAGACAAGGUGACAAACAGGCGAGAGAGGCAAAAAUACCUGUUGGAACCAGUGAAGGAGGGCAGGAAAAAGGCUGUUCUAGCUCAUUUAUUUUUGCCAAUAUGUGACAGUGGUGUUCGUUGUUAAUGAUUCACGGAGAGACGAGAAGGAUAGGGAAGGAGGUAGAGGGAGUCAGAAACCACUUGGCCGAGCUCCAAGGAGCCUGCAGUGGUGUAGUUUGAUACAGGGGUGAGGAAAGGACAGAGGAGGACAGAGAUAGAAGGAGAAAGAGAGAGAAAGAGAGCAAAGAGAUAGAGCGAGUGCGAGUGAGAAGGCAGAGCGAAGAAAAAGACAGGUAAGGCAAAAGAAACAUAAGGUAUACGUCUGAAUAUGUAGCGUGGGGGAGCUAAGAAAUUCCAAAGGUAUUCCUGCCUUGAAUAACUCACCAGUGAACGAAAGAGGUCCCAGUUUGACUCACUGGAAACUCCUUAAGGCACGAAUUCUUACAGACCAAGCUACAGGAGCUGGACUUUUAAAAGUGGGUGGAAGAAAACCUCAAGAAACUAAAAAGAAAUAGAACAUGUGGAUGGUCUUUUGCUUUACCAAAGUUGAUUGGGCUUAAAGAGGAUAUACACAAGGAGGUGCUGGACGCUGCAAGAGGACCAGACAAGUCUGAGCUAGUGGGACAUUUAUAAAAAUCUCCUAUUGUUCUAUUCCAUGGCAAAAAUAUCCUGCUGAAAAGCCGUAAUUCUCUUCUGCAACACUUAUAAAGUGUCGCUAUUAGUAUGGAAACGGCUCAGGCAGGUUAAUAAAAACCUACAUGCUCUGGACAUGCUGCAGUGGAACAAUGCCUCCUCUUUAAAGGACAAUGAUUUGUUUUUGCCGUCGGAAUGUUGAUAUAUCUGAUUAGCAGGCAUAUUUGAGCCUUAGGGUCAGUGCACAUAAACAGGACAAGACAAGGACUGCCUUUUCUCAGUUUCAAGAUUAACCAAGCACUGGGGUUUAUCCAUUUACCUGCACACGGGAUAGUGGGAGACGAAGAAGAAGCCGGAGUAAGAGAAGCAAGACACAUAGAAAAAAAUCUCAGAAAAAGGAAGGAUUUUUUUGCCUUUGUGCAGCCCUUUGUUCCAGCCUCGGAUAAUAAUUUAUUUGAAGAUGCUGUGGUUUUAAAACUCAGGGAGGGGGUGCAUCUGAGAAACGAAGCCACGAGCCAGAAGCAAGGAGGAGAACAAAGAUGCCCGAGAGCAAGCAGGCAGUCCACCGGACGGGAAGCUAUCUCUCUAACUCUGCUUACAGAAAAAUCAAAAGGGUGCUGAGCUUUCGAAGACGUGUGUUCGGGCAGCGGUUGGAGGAGACCGUUUUGUAUGAGCGUCGGUAUGGAGACCACAUGGCUCCUCUUGUGGUGGAGCAGUGUGUGGACUUCAUAAGGGACCAGGGGCUGAUGGAAGUCGGGCUUUUCAGGCAACCCGGCCAGGCCACACUUGUCAAAGAGCUCCAAGAGGCUUUUGAUGCUGGCGAAAAACCUUCCUUUGAUAGCAGCACAGAUGUCCAUACAGUGGCCUCUCUGCUGAAACUGUACCUCAGAGAGCUGCCUGAACCAUUAGUACCCUUCUCCCGCUAUCAAGAGUUUCUGAUAUGUGGCAAAAAAAUUCCCUCAGACAGGGAACAGGGAUUGCUGGAAUUAAGAAACCUUCUUCACGAGCUCCCUGUAGCUAAUUUUAAACUGCUGAAGUACAUCUGUCAGUUCUUGAAUGAGGUCCAGUCUUUCUCUAGCACCAAUAAGAUGAGUAUUCAAAACCUAGCAACUGUUUUUGGACCAAAUAUUCUUCGACCUAAAGCUGAAGACCCAGAAAGUAUAAUUGGGGGUGCUGCUAUAGUGCAACAUCUGAUGUCGGAGCUGAUCAGAGAGCAUGUUAUGCUCUUUUCUAGAGAAAACAAUCGCAAGGCACCAGGAAGCCCUGGACCUGCUUUUGCCUCCACACACAGACAAGCCAGCCAUGUAGAAUGGGUGUGCACCAAGCCUACAACUCCUCCGAGCGAGCCUCAGCUUGAUCUAAGCCAUGUACCACAACCAGCUCAGACGUUCAAGCCAUGCGUAAGGAAAUUCUCUCUACCUCUUACGAACGAACUGAGAUUUUCUUCCCAAAGUUAUCACACUCCGCAUCACCAACCUGAAUUACAUCUGCAAAGUCUGGAAGUCUCUUCUCAGGCAAGCUCUGCUCUUCUUUAUGAAAACCACAGACCAGUCCCUUUGCCACAGGAGUCUAAUCACUCUGGACUUUUGCCUCCCCCAAUCACAUCACCUACUGCCUCCUCCUCAACAACUACAGUAACAGAAGAAGGGCAAGAGGGAUGUUUGCAAUCCACAAGUUGGCCAGGCCUGGGGCAAUGUGGCUGGGAGACGGAGAGGGCUCUAGGGUGUAGUGGCGGGAGCAGUGAUGCCCAAGACAGCAUGAUAUCUGUGUAUGACAACAUGUUACCUGGAAUUCAGUUGGAUGACUGUUUAGAAGAAGGGGAAGCUGGCACUGGGAUAGUAGACUUGGAGGGUGGUACUGCUAGAAUGGCCGAUAGCACCGGCUCCUGGUCCUCCUGUGAGAUCCUGCUUGGUGAUAGAGGCUCUGGUAGCGGUGGAACUGCUAGCCCUUGCCACAGCUCUGUAUGUUUCCCUUCUGUCAGGUCAGACCUUGGAGAAAGUGACUUGCAUCCAAACUCCCCUGCUUCUUCCUCUGCCCCGACUGAUGCCCCAUUGAGUACAGGGAGCAGUGAGGUCUUUCUUCCAAAUGCUCCUUCAGAUUUAAAAGACCCUCCAGCCUCUCAAGCGAUACAGUGCCUUGUGGUUGGCCUGCGGCAGCAAAUGGCCAGGCAGAGGGCUGAGUUUGAAGCCAAGAUCAACAAGUUGGAGCAGCGUAACGAGGCCCUCCAGGGGCAGGUAGCAGGACUGCGUGCCACUCUGGAGCAACAGCGCCGAAGCGUCACCGUUGCUGAAAUCAAGAUGCGGAACAUGGAACGAGCUCGGGCGGAUGCAGACCGACGAAACGCCACACUACAACAAGAGAUGGAGCAGUUCUUUGACACCUUUGGAGAGCUGAGCUCCGAGGCUCGGAAAACAGAGCGCAUCAUUCAAAGCUUCUGAGACUCCCAAGACUGAGACUGACUUUUGGGGAACAGAUACGAUUUCUACUGGCAUGAACACAUGCUACAAGCCUACUGGACCAAGCAGGAGACAGAGGACUCGAGAACUGAAAAAAAUGACAUGCAUGUUUGAAAAAUAUGCCUUUUGCUAUACAGCUAAAGAAAGACAAUGAAAUGAUUCAAAAGCGGGGCAGGAGACAACGUUAGCAAGCAUGGUAUUAUAAAAUAAACGAGGAUGCGUUAAUUCCAAUGCACUCUUGAGAAACUGCUUAAACACUUUAACUAACACGGGGUGAUUUAAAUGUAAUUCAAAUGAAAAACAAUUAUAUUUACAAACUUUAAUAAACAGUCACACGGGUCUGUAUUAAAGACUUUAGUCACCACUCGAAAAACUGCAUUUGUACCGAAAUAAAAUGUAUAAGAAACGUAAAAAAAGCCCAUCAUUUAAAGUGUUUUAUUUGGCAAUUUGUUACAGAUUGGUUUUUUCUUUUUUUUCUCCCCCCAUUCAUACAAAUGAAUGGAGGAACACUCGAUUGCAGCAGACUACACUCCCGGUUGAGGUUUUGCAUAUGUUUUUUCGACAGGGUUGAAUGACGGAAACUCGAGGGGAUUCCAUUUG
Molecule: messenger RNA, 4355 nt
Organism: Silurus meridionalis
Lineage: Eukaryota; Metazoa; Chordata; Actinopteri; Siluriformes; Siluridae
Product: rho GTPase-activating protein 24
Exons: 7
Coding region: 1839-3737 (632 amino acids)
Biological process (GO): wound healing, spreading of epidermal cells; activation of GTPase activity; signal transduction
Cellular component (GO): focal adhesion
Molecular function (GO): GTPase activator activity
Source: RefSeq, a predicted model, not a curated record